This is a messenger RNA of Quercus robur (English oak), 12544 nucleotides long. RefSeq lists its product as uncharacterized. Bases 1 to 12210 code for a protein of 4069 amino acids. The record is from RefSeq and is a predicted model, not a curated record. NCBI's taxonomy places the organism in Eukaryota, Viridiplantae, Streptophyta, Magnoliopsida, Fagales, Fagaceae. The transcript has 12 exons. Gene Ontology annotation, molecular function: ADP binding; ATP hydrolysis activity.
AUGGAUCCUUUAUCAAUUAUAACGACCCUGGGAGGAUGCUUUGUGGAGCCAAUCAAAGAACAUUGUGGCUAUCUGUUUCACUACGAUACCAACAUCGAGAAUCGCAGAGAUCAAAUUGAGAAGCUGCGUGCCAAGAGAAAUACGUUACUAACACAAAUUGAACAAGAUAAGAAGGAUAACAAGACACCCGCAUCUGAUCUUUUGAAGUGGGUAGACGACGCAAAAAAUAUCCUUGAUAAAGAAGACGAAGCUCCGAAGAAGUGUCUGGAAAUUGAAGGGUGGGGUCCAGAUUAUUACUUGAGUAGGAAAGCUAAGAAGAAGAGUCUGAAAAUUAAAGAGCUUCUAGAGGAAACAGACAAAUUUCCUACUAAAACCGCCUAUUCUCGUUCUCUAACUGGAAUUGGAUCUUCAUCCAGUGAAGGUAUUAAGCAUUAUGAGUCAAGAACAAAAAUGGAGGACAAAGUUUUAGAGGCACUAGCAGAUGACAAGGUCAACAUGGUUGUGAUAUGCGGUAUGGGGGGGAUAGGAAAAACAACAAUGGCAGAAGAGGUAGCGAAAAGAGCAAAAGAUGGUAAGUUAUUUGAUGAAUUUGUGAUGGCUGUGGUGUCCCGAACUCCAACCUUGGCAAAGAUUCAAGAUCAAAUUGCAGUUAUGCUAGGUCUGAAUUUUGAUAAUGAAGCUGGAAGAGCAAAGAAGUUAUCUUCAAGGCUAAGGAAUAGCAAUAGUGUCCUUGUAAUCCUGGAUGAUGUUUGGCAAGCACUUAAUCUAGGGGAUAUAGGAAUUCCUUAUGGAGGUGAAGUGAAUUGCUGCAAAAUCUUGUUGACAUCAAGAAGCGAAGAAAUCUUGAUAAAUAAGAAGAAAGUUCUAAAAAUUUUUAAAAUUGACGACUUAUCUGAAGAAGAAGCAUGGAAUCUUUUCAGAGAAGUUGCAGGUGAUUGUGUUGAUACUCCCGAUAUAAAUUCAAUAGCAAAAGAUGUUGUAAAGGAAUGCGGACGUCUACCCCAAGCUAUUGUAACAGUUGGAGCAGCGCUACAAAACAAAAGCACGGUUGAGUGGCGUGUUGCACUUAGACAACUUCAAGACUCUACCCCAGAAUGUAUUCACGGUCUAGAUACAACAGUCUAUUCCAGCAUAGAAUUCAGUUACAGUAAUUUACAAGAUGAAGCGGUCAAGUCAUGUUUUUUGCUAUGCUGUUUGUUUCCAGAAGACUGUGAUAUUCCCAUUGAAUAUUUAGUCAGAUACGGAGUGGGAAAAGGGUUGCUUGAAAUGAUUGAUAAUGUGGCAGUAGCAAGAGAUAGAGUCCAUGCAAUAAUUAAGAAUCUUCAAAGAUCCAGUCUACUGUUGGAUAGAAAGAAAGAAGAAUGUGUCAAGAUGCAUGAUGUUAUAAGGGAUGUUGCAAUAUCAAUUGCUAAAAAAGAAAAAGGUUUUCUGGUAAGAUGUACUGAUAAAAUUGAAGAGUGGCCAGAGCAAGAUACAUAUGAGCAUUCUGCAAUUUCACUAGUAUCUCAAGAAUUGAAAAAGCAUCCUGAUGGCUUGGAGUGUCCACAACUUGAGCUUUUGCAGCUAGCAUGUGGUAAAAACUGUACAAAGACACAGACGUUCCCAUCUAAUAUGUUUAAAGAGAUGAACAAACUAAAGGUUUUGUCUAUGGAGGGUAUGUCCUUUACAUCACUACCAGAGUCAAUCCUUGUCCUUCAAAACCUUCGGACAUUGCUUCUGGAUUAUUGUAAGAUAGAAGAUGUAUCAGAAAUAGGAGCACUUGGGAAACUAGAAAUAUUGAGCUUUCUUGGUUCUAGCAUCAAGGAAUUGCCAAUAGAAAUUGGAAAUCUAAGUCAUUUAAAGUUGUUAGAUCUGUCAAAUUGCUCUGCUCUUCGAAAAAUUCCAGCUGGUCUACUAUCGAGAUUAAAUUUCCUAGAAGAGUUGUACAUGUUUGGAGUCAAUGUGAAUUGGGAGCCUAUGGAUGGCAAUAAAGAGGGAGCAAUUGCAAGCCUUGCUGAACUGAAGUCUUUGUCCAAGCGUUUCUCAGCUUUAAAAAUUCAUAUACCAAAUAUUACGGUCUUGCCAAAAGACUUGCUCUUCAAAAAUCCAGAGCUAAAAUUUCAGAUAUUCGCAGGUGAGGAGGGAAAUUAUCAGGAAUUGAGCGGAACAGGUAGUUAUUUAUUUGAAAAUAGUUUGGCACUUGAAAGAAGUGACGCAAGUGAUAUUGUGGAGAGCCUGGUGCUUCUUCAACUGUUAAAGAAAUCUAAAAUCUUAUAUUUGAAACAAAUAAAAGAUUUGAAAAACAUUUUGUAUGGGUUAGACCAAGAGGGUUUUCAAUGUUUGAAGAUUUUGAGAGUUUUUGCAUGUAAAGAUGUAGAAUAUGUAAUCAAUGCCACAUCACAUCAGACUUCACACGCUGCCUUCCCUAUCCUGGAGUCACUGGAAUUUUCUGAUUUGUGCAAUUUAAAAGAGAUAUUUCAUAGCCAAUUCCCAGAGAGAUCCUUUAGCAAUUCACGGCUUGCUUGUUUUGGCAACCUCAGAUCCCUUUUGCUAUCAAAAUGCGGCUGUUUGAAAAAUGUCUUUUCAUUGUCCAUAGCGAGAGGUUUGAUUCAACUCCAACAGCUAGCUAUAGAUUCGUGUGCCAACAUGGAAGAAAUUUUCCCUAUAGAAGGAGAAGAUGAGAAGGCACUUGAUGUGAUCAGGUUUCCAGAAAUAACAUCCAUAAAGCUAUCCAUUCUACCAAAACUCUUUGGUUUUUGUACAACUCUUUAUCCAAUUGAGCCUGUCCCAUCCUUGAAUCAGGAGGUUAAAAGAAUCAGCACCGAUGAAGUGACUAGUUUUGAAAAGCACAAGAUGACAGUUAUUCAACAACAUACUGACUCAACAUCCAUCUCUCAUAAAUUCUUUUCAUCCAAGACCAUCUUGUGGCCACCGAAUUUAGAAAGACUUGAAUUCCAAGAAGACUCUUCACUAGAAGAAAUAUUUAAUCUUGAAGGACUAAAGGUUAACCAUGCAAUUCUUGCUCAAUUGAAAACUUUAAAGGUACAGGUGUUACCUAAAUUGAAGUACAUGUGGAAGAAUGUCCCACGGGGGAUGCAGGGCUUUCUAAGCCUAACAUCAAUUGAAGUAUACAAUUGUGACAGUCUAAGGUAUUUAUUACCAUCAUCUGUUGCAAAACUACUUGAGAAACUUCAAUGCAUUAAGAUAAAAGAGUGUGGCGCGAUCCAAAACAUUGUUCAGAGAGACGGAGACGAAGAGCCAGAGGAUUUCAUGGAGUUCCCUAACGUUAAUUCCUUCAAGUUAGAAGAUCUGCCAAAUCUUUUGAGUUUCUGUAUCCAUGCUUAUUCUUUUAGAUGGCAAUCCAUGAAGGAGAUCAGUCUGGGUAAAUGUCCCAAAUUGAAAACCUUUGGUUCACAAAUUCAGAGACCAAAAAAGUCAAAGAAAGCUAGCAGGACUUUUCAUUCAAUACCCCGAAAACGUGGACAUGGGUCGUCCUCGGUACGAGAUUCCCUUGGUUUUCUUGGGCAAUGCCUUGAGUGUGUUGGUAGGAAUUAUGAUCCAACAGUUGUGUCAGAUCGAGGCACCACCAAGAAUUCCAAAGAAAGUUCCUCGGUAAACAAAGAGGGUACUUCGAAUAAGUUGAAGAAUCCAGGAGCUAGUGGUAUAGACAAGCCCAAUGAGAUAUGGUCUCUUUUUCCAUCCCGUAUGAUUGAGUCCUUAAGGAAUCUGGAAUCGGUUAAAUUGUGGAGGUGUGAUUCAGUAGAAGUUAUAUUUCAACUUGAGGAACUAAAUGCUGAGGAAUCUCAUGUGGCAGUACUUGAUCAGUUGAGGGAACUGGAUCUGUCAUAUCUACCAAAACUAAAGCACAUAUGGAUGAAGGGUCCAGAAAGGAUCACGGGUUUUGGAAACCUGAGAUUCUUAGCAGUAUGGGCGUGUAACAGUUUGACAUAUUUGUUAUCACCAUCCAUAGCAAAACUGCUUGUGAUGUUAGAGGAUAUAAAAGUUAGUAACUGUGAAAAAAUUGAAGAAAUCCUUGAAAGAGCAAGAGAAGAAGAGGAAGAAAAGGAAAUUUCAUUCCACAAAGUGAAAUCAAUCUUGCUCAAGGACUUACCAAAGCUGAGGUGUUUUUGCAAUGAAGUCAAUGCAUUUAAGUGGCCGUCGUUGAAGGAAAUAACGGUAAUUAGAUGUCCAGCUUUAAGCACAUUUGUUCCAUCUGAUCUAAAUACACCUAAGCUAGAGGGAGUUUACGAUCAAAUUGAAUGGGAUCAACGACCAAUGUUUCCGUGGAAGGGAGACCUCAAUGCCACCAUACAGCACAUGUUCAAAGGAAAGGGAAAACAAGUCGAUCAAGAGACACAACAUCAAGACGAAAAUAUGUCAUCAAGAACAAAAAUGAUGAAAGAAGUUUUAGAGGCACUAAGAGAUGACAAGCUCAACGUGAUUGCGAUAUGCGGUAUGGGGGGGAUAGGAAAAACAAUGAUGGCAAAAGAGGUAGCGAAAAGAGCAAAAGAUGAUAAGUUAUUUGAUGAAGUUGUGAUGGCAGUGGUGUCCCAGAAUCAAGACUUCAGAAGGAUUCAGUUUCAAAUUGCGGAGAUGAUAGGUCUUAAUCUCAUUGAAAAAGAUUGGAUAAAAAGAGCAGAACGAUUAAGAAAAAGACUAAUGGAUAGUAAAAGUGUUCUUGUGAUAUUGGAUGAUGUUUGGGAUGCACUUGAUUUAGAGGCUCUAGGAAUUCCUUAUGGAGGUCAACACAAUAGUUUCAAAAUCUUGUUGACAUCACGAAAUGUAGAAGCCUGCGCUCAGAUGCAAACUCAGAAGAUUUUUCCAAUCAAAUUCUUUUCUGAAGAAGAAGCAUGGAAUCUUUUGAGGGAGAUGGCUGGUAAUUGUAUCGAUACUCCCGAUCUACAUUCAAUAGCAAAAGAGGUUGCAAAGGAAUGUGGAGGUCUACCUGCUGCUAUUGUAACUGUUGGAAGAGCCCUAGAAAACAGAAGUGCAUUUUUGUGGAGUGCUGCACUUCAACAGCUUAAAAAUGCUAUGCCAAAAAAUAUUCCCGGUCUUGAUUCAGAGGUGUAUUCCAGCAUAGAGCUUACUUAUAGUUACAUACUAAGUGAUGAAGCCAAGUCAUGCUUUUUGCUAUGCUGUUUAUUUCCGGAAGAUAGUAAUAUUCCCAUUGAACAUUUAGUGAGGUAUGGGAUGGGACAAAGGUUGUUUGCAAAGAUUGAUACUGUGGCAGAAGCAAGAAAUAGAGUCCAUGCAAUAGUUAAGAAUCUCGAAAGAUCAUUUCUACUGUUGGAUAGUGAGGAAGGAGAAAAUUUUGUGAAAAUGCAUGUUGUUGUACGUGAUGUUGCAAUAUCAAUUGCAGAAAAUCAUGGUUUUCUGGUAGGAUGUAAUGAUAACAUGGAAGAAUGGCCAAAGCAAGAUAAAUAUGAGCAUUCGGCAAUUUCACUUGUAUCUCAAGAAUUGAACAAUCAUCCCGAUGGCUUGGAGUGUCCAAAACUUGAGCUUUUGCAGCUAGCAUGUGGCAAAAGCCAUACAAAGGCACAGAAGUUCCCACCUAAUAUGUUUAAAGAGAUGAACAAACUAAAAGUUUUGUCAAUGGAAGGUAUGUCCUUUCAAUCACCACCAGAGUCAAUCGAUGUUCUUGAAAAUCUUCGGACAUUGCUUCUGGAGUAUUGUAAGUUAGAAGAUGUAUCAGCAAUUGGAUCGCUUGGGAAACUAGAAAUUUUGAGCUUUCUUGGUUCUAAAAUCAUGGAAUUGCCAGGAGAAAUUGGAAAUCUAAGUCAAUUAAAGUUGUUAGAUUUGUCAGAUUGCUCUGCUCUUCAAAAAAUUCCACCUGGUCUUCUAUCGAGUUUACAUAAACUAGAAGAGUUGUACAUGUUUGGAGUCGAUAUGAAUUGGGAACCUAUAGAAGGCAAUAAAGAGGGAGCAAUUGCAAGCCUUGCUGAGCUAAUGUCUUUGAACCGUUUCACAGCUUUAAAAAUUCAUAUACCAAAUAUUGAGGUCUUGCCAAAAGACUUGCGCUUCAAAAAUCCAGAGCUAAAAUUUCAAAUAUUUGCAUGUGAGAAGGGAAUUUAUAGGGAAUUGAGCGGAACAGGUUGUUAUUUAUUUGAAAAUAGUUUGGCACUUGAAAGAAGUGACGCAAGUGAUAUUGUGGAGAGUCGGGUGCUUCGUCAACUAUUAGAGAAAUCAGAAAUUUUAUAUUUGGCACAAAUAAAAGAUUUAAAAAACAUUCUGUAUGAGUUCGACCAAGAGGGUUUUCAAUGUUUGAAGAUUCUGAGAGUUUUUGCAAGUGAACAUGUAGAAUAUGUAAUCGAUGACGCAUCACAUCAGACUCCAUGUGCUGCCUUCCCUAUCCUGGAGUCACUGGAAUUGUCUGAUUUGUGCGGUUUAAAAGAGAUAUGUCAUAGCCAAUUCCCAAGGAGAUCCUUUAGCGAUACACAACUUGCUUGUUUCCACAAACUCAGAUCUCUUUUUCUAUUGAGAUGCAGCUGUUUGAAAAAUGUCUUUUCGUUGUCCAUAGCGAGAGGUUUGGUCCAACUCCAACAAUUAGUCAUAAAUUCGUGUUCCGACAUGGAAGAAAUUUUCUCUGAAGAAGGAGAAGAUGAGAACGCACUUGAUGAGAUCAGGUUUCCGCAAUUGACAUCCGUAGAGCUAUCCGUUCUACCAAGACUGAUUGGUUUUUGUCCUGUUGAGCUGGUCCAACCAUCCUUGAAUCAGGAGGUUAGAAGCAUCGGCAAUGAUGAAGUGACUAGUCUAGAAAAGCACAAGAUGACAGGCAUUCAACAGCAUACUGGCUCCUUUCCUGAAUCAACAUCCAGCUCUCAUAAAUUCUUUUCAUCCAAGACCAUCUUGUGGCCACCAAAAUUAGAGAGACUUGAAUUCAAAGAAGACUCUUCACUAGAAGAAAUAUUUAAUCUUGAAGGACUAAAGGUUGACAAUGCAAUUCUUGGUCAAUUGAAAACUUUAAAGGUACAGGAGUUACCUAACUUGGUGUACAUGUGGAAGAAUGUCCCACGGGGGAUGCAGGGCUUUCUAAGCCUAACAUCAAUUGAAGUAUAUAAUUGUGGCGGUCUGAGGUAUUUAUUACCAUCAUCUGUUGCAAAACUACUUGAGAAACUUCAAUGCAUUAAGAUAAAAGAGUGUGGCGUGAUCCAAAACAUUGUUCAGAGAGACGGAGACGAAGAGCCAGAGGAUAUCAUGGAGUUCCCUAAAGUUACUUCCUUCACGGUAGAAGAUCUGCCAAAUCUUGUGAGUUUCUGUAUUGAUGCUUAUUCUUUUAGAUGGCAAUCCAUGAAGGAGAUCAGUCUGGCCAAAUGUCCCAAAUUGAAAACAUUUGGUUCAGAAAUUCAGAGACCAAAAAAGCUAAAGAAAAUUAGCAGGGCUUUGGAUUCAAGACCCCAAAAACCUGGACUUGGGUCGUCCUCAGUACGAGAUUCCCUUGGUUUUCUUGGGCAAUGCCUUGAGUGUGUUGGUAGGAAUUAUGAUCCAACAGUUGUGUCAGAUCGAGGCACUACCAAGAAUUCCAAAGAAAGUUCCUCGGUAAACAAAGAGGGUACUUUGAUUAAGUUGAAGAAUCCAGGAGCUAGUGGUACAGACAAGCCCACUGAGAUAUGGUCUCUUUUUCCAUCCCGUAUGAUUGAGUCCUUAACGAAUCUGGAAUCGAUUAAAUUGUGGAGGUGUGAUUCAGUAGAAGUUAUAUUUCAACUUGAGGAACUAAAUGCUGAGGAAUCUCAUGUGGCAUCAGUACUUGAUCAGUUGAGGGAACUGGAUCUGUCAUAUCUACCAAAACUAAAGCACAUAUGGAUGAAGGGUCCAGAAAGGAUCACGGGUUUUGGAAACCUGAGAUUCUUAGCAGUACGGGCAUGUAACAGUUUGACAUAUUUGUUCUCACCAUCCAUAGCAAAACUGCUUGUGAUGUUAGAGGAUAUAAAAGUUAGUAACUGUGAAAAAAUUGAAGAAAUCCUUGAAAGAGCAAGAGAACAAGAGGUAGAAAAGGAAAUUUCAUUCUACAAAGUGAAAUCAAUCUUGCUCAAGGACUUACCAAAGCUGAAGUGUUUUUGCAAUGAAGUCAAUGCUUUUGAGUGGCCAUCCUUGAAGGAAAUAACGGUAAUUAGAUGUCCUGCUUUAAGCACAUUUGUUCCAUCUGAUCUAAAUACACCUAAGCUAAAGGGAGUUUACGAUCAAAUUGAAUGGGAUCAACGAACAAUGUUUCCGUGGAAGGGAGACCUCAAUGCCACCAUACAGCACAUGUUUAAAGGAAAGGGAAAACAAGUCGAUCAAGAGACACAACAUCAAGAUGAAAAUAUGUCAUCAAGAACAAAAAUGAUGAAAGAAGUUUUAGAGGCACUAAGAGAUGACAAGCUCAACAUGAUUGCGAUAUGCGGUAUGGGGGGGAUAGGAAAAACAAUGAUGGCAAAAGAGGUAGCGAAAAGAGCAAAAGAUGAUAAGUUAUUUGAUGAAAUUGUGAUGGCAGUGGUGUCCCAGAAUCGAGACUUCAGACUGAUUCAGUUUCAAAUUGCGGAGAUGAUAGGUCUGAAUCUCAUUGAAAAAGAUUGUCUAGAAAGAGCAUUUCGAUUAAGAAAAAGACUAGUGGAUAGUAAGAGUGUUCUUGUAAUAUUAGAUGAUGUUUGGGAUGCACUUGAUUUACAGGCUCUAGGAAUUCCUUAUGGAGGUCAACACAAUAGUUGCAAAAUCUUGUUGACAUCACGAAGUGAAGUAGUCUGCACUCAGAUGAAAACUCAAAAGAUUUUUACAAUGGAAGUCUUAUCUGAAGAAGAAGCAUGGAAUCUUUUCAAGGAGAAGGUAGCUGAUUCUAUUGAUUCUGGUCCCAAUGGACAUUCAAUAGCAAAAGAGUUUGCAAAGGAAUGUGGAGGUCUACCUAUUGCUAUUGUAACUGUUGGAAGAGCUCUAGCAAGCAAAAUGGUAUUUGAGUGGAGUGAUGCACUUGAACAGCUUAAAAGAGCUAUCCCUGAUAAUAUUCCUGGUCUGGAUUCAGUGGUGUAUUCCAGUAUAGAGCUUAGUUAUAGUUCUUUAAAAAGUGAUGAAGCCAAGUCAUGCUUUUUGCUAUGCUGUUUAUUUCCGGAAGAUAGUGAUAUACUCAUUGAAUAUUUAGUGAGGUAUGGGAUGGGACAAAGGUUGUUGAAAAAUAUUGAUACUGUGGCAGAAGCAAGAAAUAGAGUCCAUGCAAUGGUUGAGUAUCUUAAAAGAUCAUCUCUAUUGUUGUAUAGCGAGAAAGAAGAAUGUGUCAAAAUGCAUAAUGUUGUAAGGGAUGUGGCCAUGUCAAUUGCUGAUAAUCACGGCUUUUUGGUACAAUUUGAUUAUGAAAUGGAAGAAUGGCGAAAGAAAGAUCCAUACAAGCAUUCUACUGCAAUUUCACUUGUAUCUCGAGAAUUGAAAAGAUAUCCUGGUGGCUUGGAGUGUCCGAAACUUGAGCUUCUACAGCUAUCAUGUGGCAAAUUCACUUCAUCGACACUCAAAGACAAUUUUUUUGAAGGGAUGAACAAAUUAAAGGUUUUGUCUUUGCAAGGUAUGUCCUUUCAGGCACUACCACCAUCAAUCCGGGUCCUUCAGAACCUUCAGACACUACAUUUGGAGUAUUGUAGCUUUGACGAUGUAUCAGAAAUUGGAGCACUUGGUAAUCUAGAAAUAUUGAGCUUUCUUGGUUCUAAAAUCAAGGAAUUGCCAGGUGAAAUUGGAAAUCUAAGUCAUUUGAAGUUAUUAGAUCUGUCAAAUUGCUCCACUCUUCAAAAAAUUCCACCUGAUCUUUUAUCGAGUUUAAAUCAACUAGAAGAGUUGUACAUGUUCGGAGUCGAUGUGAAUUGGGAACCAAUGGAAAUCAAUAAAGAGGGAGGAAACACAAGCCUUGCUAAAGUGAUCGAUUUGCCCCACCAUUUGAUGGCUUUAAAGAUUCAUAUACCAAAUAUUGAGGUCUUGCCAAAAGACUUGCUCUUCAGAAAUCAAAUGAUCAAAUUUCAGAUAUUUGCAGGUGAUAUUGGGGGAAUGGAUGAUGAUUUUGUUUCUAGGGAAACCGGUCAUUAUUUGUUUGAAAAUAAGUUGGUACUUGGAAGAAGUGAUGCAAGUAAUAUUUUGGAGAGUGGGACGCUUCUUCAACUGAUAGCGAAAUCUGGAAUCUUAUAUUUGGAACAAAUAAAAGAUUUAAAAAACAUUUUGUUUGAGUUAGACCAAGAAGGUUUUCAAUGCUUGAAGGUUCUGCGAGUUUCAAAAAGUGAAGCUGUACAAUAUGUAAUCGAUGCCACAUCAUAUCAGACACCUCAUGUUGCCUUCCCUAUCCUGAAUUCCCUGCAACUCUCUGAUUUGGGUAAUUUGAAAGAAAUAGUAUAUCAUAGCCAAUUCCCAGAGGGAUCCUUAAGCCAUGCACAACUUGAUUGUUUUGGCAACCUCAGAUUUCUUGUGUUAUCGAGAUGUAGCCGUUUGAAAAAUGUCUUUUCAUUGUCCAUAGCGAGAGAUUUGGUUCAACUCCAACAGUUACAUAUAGAAAAGUGUGAAGACAUGGAAGAAAUUUUCCCAAAGGAAGGAGGAGAUGAGCAUGUAGUUGAAAAUAUCCUGUUUCCGACAUUAAGAUCUAUAAAGCUAUCCUCUCUACCAAGACUCAUUGGUUUCUGUGCUGACGUGGGUCUUGUUGAGCUUGUCCAACAGUCAUUGAAUCCGGAGGUUGGAAAAAUCGACAAUCAUGAAGUGACUAGUCUUGAAAAGCAUGAGAUGACGGACAUUCAGCAGCAUGCGAGCGUCUCCUUUCCUAAAUCAACACCCGUCUCUCAUAAAUUCUUUUCAUCCAAGACCAACUUGUGGGCACCAAAUUUAGAAGAACUUGAAUUGGAUGAAGCUAAUUCACUAGAAGCGGUAUUUGAUCUUGAAGGACUAAAGGUCGACCACCACUACCAGCAAACCAUAGUAUUUGCUGGGUUGAAAACUUUGACAGUACGGAAUUUAUAUAAAUUGAUGCAUGUGUGGAAUAAUGUUUCACAAGGAAUUCAGGGCUUUCAAAACCUGACAUCAAUUGAAGUUGAAGACUGUGACCGUCUAAGAUAUUUAUUCCCACCAUCUGUAGCAAAACUACUUGUGGAACUUCGAAGCAUUGACAUAAGAAAGUGUUCCGCAAUCGAAAACAUUGUUCAAAGAGACGGAGAAGAAGAGGCAGCAGAUAUCAUUGUGUUCCCUAAAGUUAAGGUGAUACAUCUGUAUAAAUGUCCCAAAUUGAAAACAUUUGGUUCUGAAAUUUGGAGCCCAAGAAAGCAAAAGAAAAUCAGUACUAGGGAAUCGGUUUCAAGACCCCAAGAGUCUGGACUGAAGUCCUCCUUAGUACGGGAUUCCCCUGGUAUUCUUGCACGAUGCCUUGAGUGCGUACCACGUCGAAAGAAUAAUGGCCCAAUAGUUGUGUCAGAGUCAGACCGAGGAACCACCAACAAAUCCCAAGAAAGCUCCUCGGUGAACAAAGAGGGUACUUCGAUUGCAUUGAAGGAUCCAAGAUUUUAUGAUUCUAUUGACAACCCCUCAAAUAUGUGGUCUCUUUUUCCACUCCAUAUGAUUACGAGCUUAAAGAAUCUAGAAUCAAUUUACUUGGGAUGGUGUACUUCAGUAGAAGUUAUAUUUCAACUUGAGGAACUAAAUGUUGAGGAAAGUUACAUGGCAUCAGUACUUACGGAGUUAAGGGAACUGAAUCUAUGUCAUUUAGAUAAACUGAUGCACAUAUGGAAGAGCGGUCCAGAAAGGAUCAUGGGCUUCCAGAACCUGAGAUUGUUAGAAGUAAGGGAAUGUAACAAUCUAACAAAUUUGUUCUCACCAUCUAUAGCGAAUUUGCUUGUGAUGUUAGAGCAAAUAAAAGUUCUUGAGUGUGAAAAAAUUCAAGAAAUCCUUGCAAGAUCAAGAGAAGAAGAGAAAGAAGAAGAGGUUUUGUUCUACAAAGUGAACUCGAUCUUGCUCGAGGACUUGCCGAAUCUGAAGUGUUUUUGCAAUGAAGCCAAUGCUUUUGAGUGGCCAUCCCUACAGAAAAUGACAAUAAUUAGAUGUCCCAAUUUAAGGACAUUUGUUCAGGCCAAUCUAAACACACCUGAGCUGGAAGGUGUAUAUGCAGACAAAGAAUUCAAAACACGCCAAUGGGAGGGAAACCUGAAUGCUACCAUAGAGCACAUAUACAAAGGAAAGGAAAAACAGGUGGAUCAUGAGACACAACAACAAGAGCAAAUGGUGAUCACUGAGAUUGAGGAGGAUAUGUGAUGCUGGACAAGACAUUUGGCUCAAUGAUGAAGUGAGAAUAUAUAUUAUUCAAUUGCUUACAAUGUCAAAACUUAUUGAAAGAGCUACGGUUUUCAAAGCCUAGGUGGUAUCAACUGCAUGCUUUUCAACUUCAAGUUAAUAAGAGACUAUAAUGCUGGCGUAGUUUUAGGAAGCAUUGUCACAAAGCGUAUGAAAAACCCAUCUAAAGCUUACACUCAUUUCGUGCAGGGCCUUACAUUGUUUUCUUUUCUAUAUUUGAACAUGUAUUUAAAGAGCAUUGUUAUGUGUGAAAAUAUUCUUAUUGUUUUUGUCUAUGUUCAAGAUUUUAUCCAUA